CGAGAAGCUAGUCGCUUCCGAGUCCCGUCAGCUUCCACGGGGUGGGAUGGCCGCUUUUCUGGCCUUGUUCCGGGCAGGCCCGAACUUGGGCCCCAUUUGGCUGGAGUUAAGUUGCCGUUUUUUUCUUUUUUUAAUCAGUGAAGUAAGUAGCUGCCUUUACCCCCUUUCGCAGACCGCUGUACGUGUCUGAUGGUGAGAUCUUGUCAGGAGUCUGCGGUCCUGUCCUGGUCUUUUUUGUAUUAGCGCCUCCUCUUCGGGGGUGUUGGAGAUGAGGACUUGAAACUCACCAGCAUAAACUUUUACAAGCAUCGGAGCCCAAGAGCGUCCGUUUAAUAAUUAGGAGGAACAGCACAGCAUGCUGGGCUCUGGAUUUAAAGCUGAGCGUUUACGAGUCAAUUUGAGAUUAGUCAUAAAUCGUCUUAAACUAUUGGAAAAAAAAAAAACGGAACUGGCCCAGAAAGCAAGGAAGGAGAUUGCAGACUAUCUGGCUGCUGGGAAGGAUGAACGAGCUCGGAUCCGAGUGGAACACAUUAUCCGUGAAGACUAUCUUGUGGAGGCCAUGGAGAUCCUGGAAUUGUACUGUGACCUGCUUCUGGCUCGAUUUGGCCUCAUCCAAUCUAUGAAGGAGCUAGAUUCUGGUCUGGCUGAAUCCGUGUCAACACUGAUUUGGGCUGCUCCUCGACUCCAGUCAGAAGUGGCUGAGUUGAAAAUAGUUGCGGAUCAGCUCUGUGCCAAGUAUAGCAAGGAAUAUGGCAAGUUAUGUAGAACAAACCAGAUUGGAACCGUGAAUGACAGGCUAAUGCACAAACUGAGUGUGGAGGCUCCACCCAAAAUCUUGGUGGAGAGAUACCUGAUCGAGAUUGCCAAGAAUUAUAAUGUACCCUAUGAGCCUGACUCUGUGGUCAUGGCAGAAGCUCCUCCUGGGGUAGAGACAGACCUUAUUGAUGUUGGAUUCACAGAUGAUGUGAAGAAAGGUGGCCCUGGAAGAGGAGGAGGAGGAGGUGGUGGGUUCGCCACACCAAUUGGUGGACCUGAUGGAACAGUGCCAAUGCCCAUGCCUAUGCCCAUGCCAUCUCCCGGUUCUCCUUUCUCAUAUCCGCUUCCAAAGGGACCAGUAAGUAUACUCUCGGAUUUCAGUGGAUCAUCAGUGGGGACUUAUCAGCCCUUUCCCAAUAUUCAUCCACCUCAGAUACCAGCAACUCCCCCAUCGUAUGAAUCUGUUGAUGACAUUAAUGCUGAUAAGAAUGUCUCUUCUGCACAGAUUGUUGGUCCUGGGUCCAAGCCAGAAGCCUCUGCAAAGCCGCCUUCCAGACCUGCGGAUAACUAUGAUAACUUUGUACUGCCAGAGUUGCCGUCUGUGCCAGACACACUACCUACUGCAUCUGCUGGUGCCAAGACCUCAGCUUCCGAAGACAUUGACUUCGAUGAUCUUUCCCGGAGAUUUGAAGAGCUAAAAAAGAAAACAUAGGCCUUUAAACCAGGCCACUUCCAAGUUCUGGGAGUUGGGACUGAGCAGCUUCUUUUUGUAACGAGGAAUCUCCAUGAAAUUCCAUUUCAUCUCUUAACCAUCACUGAGUGUACUCUUCCUGUGGGCUCUCUUCCGGCUCUACCAACUUCUGCUGCUUUCCAGUUCUCUGUUGCUCCUAAGAGACUAACGACUGGAGACAGGCUAGAGCAGCUGCCUUCUGGUCUGGCAGCUGUGCUUGUCUGUUUCCUCUCGGUGUGACCCAGGUUCUCUCCUGGCCUGUCCCACAGUCCCUUCACAGGAGAGUGAGAAGGUGACAGCAUUGUGGGGAGAGCUGCCAUUAAUGGCUGGACAGUGGAGAAGAGCACUUCACAGAGUGUCUCGGCCCUGUGCUGAGUGCCAGACAGAAACACACACCUCUCUGUGCAGAGGGAUUUGUGGUGAGAGAGAAUCAAGAUGUUUUCUUGCUAAUAUGAGUAGGAGAGAGAUAAAGUGACUCAGGAAGCCAGCAUAACGGUUCCUGGAAGCUGGGCCCUCUCAUUGGCAUAUACACUACUCCUUGCUACAGGGCACUGUUCCACCUGGAUCCAGUUGCAAAGUUUAAUGGGAAAGCUGAUGGCCUUUCUUAGUUCUGCUGGAUUCUCAGGGAAGCCCUCUGUGGCCUUUUGCUUUGAGUGCUGUGUUUCCUUUUUACCAGAGGGCAGCACUGUAAAUUCCUGUUUUCCCUUAUAGAAUGUUCAGUUGGAUUGCAUCACCGGCAGAAGGACAGGCCACAGGUUGGGCAGAAAUUGCCAUUCAAGGCUAGGAUGGGCGUCCAGCUGCCUUAAUUUAAGUACCCAAGUCUCUUGGGUAGUGAGCUGGAAAGCCCAAAGAAGAGAGGUACUUGUUUUCAUUUGAAAACUUUAUGAUUGAGUGGAACUUUUAAAAACAUCCCAGAUAAUUUUUUUUGGUGCCCAUGUGGCUGUAGUUCACUGCUUCCCUGGAUGGAUGAGAUUCUUAUUGUUGUAACUUAUGUGCUCCUUUACUCCCUGUCCAAGGCCAUCCGUCCUCACACGGGUGGCUUUGGGAUGGGAAGAUGUGACUUUCUCUUCCUUGUAGUGUAUAAUUGUUUCAAGCAAUUUUUCUUUAAUGUUUCUGAUUGGUUUGUAUCUCAUAGCUCAGUAGCUGCUAAUAAAGUUAAAGACUCUG
Trichechus manatus latirostris (Florida manatee) is the source of this 2653-nucleotide messenger RNA. RefSeq names its product IST1 homolog. Bases 356 to 1468 code for a protein of 370 amino acids. The transcript is spliced from 10 exons. Gene Ontology annotation, biological process: protein transport. The record is from RefSeq and is a predicted model, not a curated record. NCBI's taxonomy places the organism in Eukaryota, Metazoa, Chordata, Mammalia, Sirenia, Trichechidae.